Molecule: messenger RNA, 1566 nt
Organism: Herpailurus yagouaroundi (jaguarundi)
Lineage: Eukaryota; Metazoa; Chordata; Mammalia; Carnivora; Felidae
Gene: PARVG
Product: parvin gamma
Exons: 11
Coding region: 121-1353 (410 amino acids)
Biological process (GO): cell projection assembly; actin cytoskeleton organization; substrate adhesion-dependent cell spreading
Cellular component (GO): focal adhesion; cytoplasm; actin cytoskeleton
Molecular function (GO): actin binding
Source: RefSeq, a predicted model, not a curated record
CGUGGGGGGUGGGGGGUGGGGGGGACCCUGCCCUCCCCCGGCCCCUCCAGCCCCCAGGGUAGGAACUUACUUUUCUCUGGAAGCCGGUGAUCACGAUUCGAGCUCCGCGGCCUUCAUUUCAUGGCAGCCAGGGCCGGCAAGGCAGGAAUGGAGCCGGAAUCCUUGUACAACCUGCUGCAGCUCCCGAAGGCGGUGGGCUGGCCGGAGGAGGAGGAGCUCCCACAAGGAGAAAAGAAGAAGUACCUGCCACCCACCUCGCGGGGGGACCCCAAAUUUGGAGAGCUGCAGAAGGUGCUGAUGGAGUGGAUCAAUGCCAAGCUCCUCCCGGAGCACAUCGUGGUCCGCAGCCUGGAGGAGGACAUAUUCGAUGGGCUCAUCUUGCACCACCUUUUCCAGAUGCUGACCGGGCUCCGGCUGGACGUGGAGGAGAUGGCUCUCACGGUCCCCAACCAGAGGCGCAAGCUGGAGGCCGUCCUGGAGGCAGUCAACCGCAGCCUGCGGGCAGAAGAUCAGCCGCUCAAGUGGAGCGUGGACGCCAUCUUCAACAAGGACCUGCUGGCCACCUUGCAUCUCCUCGUGGCCCUGGCCAAGCGCUUCCAGCCCGACCUGCCCCUCCCGACCAAUGUCCAGGUGGAGGUGAUCACCAUGGAGAGCACCAAAAGUGGUCUGAAGUCGGAGAAGUCGAUGGAACAGCUCACUGAAUGCAGCACAGACAAGGACCCAGCUACCAGUGAGUACUUUUCCCACCGGGUGUGUGUUAAAACAGAUGGGAGGAUGAAGGGUCACUUGCUGGGUGUUCUCUGCUCUUGCCUCUGCGCCCCGCUACUUGUAUCUCGAGCCUUCUUCUGCUCCGUUUGCCCCUUCUUCUCUCCGUCAGUCCGUCCCAGGAUCGGGCUGUUUCCUCUCACGAUACUGCUCAAACCGCAGGGAGAGGUUUACAGUUCCCGCCGGUGGUCAUGGUGGAGUUGUUAUGAACGUGUGGGCUCUGAAGCCACAUGGCCCGGGUUCAGACACGAGCACUGGCCUUCUGACCCUCAGCCUGUUCUUCUCCCCCUUGCACCACGGAGACGCGGUCUUCAGUGGGCACGGCCUCCACCUUCCCAGGAGGCAGGAGCGCGCUUGACUGGAAGACUGAUUCGGGGCUCAGACUCUCAAGGGCUCGGCUCUAGGCUGCACAAUGUCACCCUGGCCCUGGAGCUGCUCAAGGACGAAGGCCUGCUCAGCUACCCCAUCAACCCCGAAGACAUCGUGAACAAGGACACCAAGAGCACGUUGCGUGUCCUCUACAGCCUGUUUCGCAAGCACAAGCUGAAAGAAAACGCAGACAUCACGCCCCGUGGAUCCCCGAAUUAACUGUCACUGCCCCCCCAAAGCUGCUUCUCUGAGCCUGCUUGCAGGACCCAAGGGAGGGCCCAAGGGCCACAGAGGGACCUCCCCCACCAUACAGCCGGCUGCCCUCUGUUUCCCUGUGUGUCUGUGGCACGCCUGCCCCUUCCCCCCAUCCCUGAUCCGCGUUUCCAUCCAAAUAUCUUUGAAUUCACUAGGCCUGGAUCUGUUUUGAACCAA